Molecule: messenger RNA, 3401 nt
Organism: Ceratitis capitata (Mediterranean fruit fly)
Lineage: Eukaryota; Metazoa; Arthropoda; Insecta; Diptera; Tephritidae
Gene: put
Product: activin receptor type-2A
Exons: 9
Coding region: 808-2481 (557 amino acids)
Biological process (GO): activin receptor signaling pathway; cellular response to growth factor stimulus; protein phosphorylation
Cellular component (GO): activin receptor complex; plasma membrane
Molecular function (GO): ATP binding; activin receptor activity; activin binding
Source: RefSeq, a predicted model, not a curated record
UCCGGCGACUGUCAGUCGCAUCGUUGAAGCAAGCCUUUUCACUCCCACGCACACUCGCAAAGGUGACGGUGGCAAGUGUGCUCACCGAGAACAGUUGAAUAACAAAAAGAAAAGUCAAAAUUGACAGCAAAAUAACUACGAUCCAGUGAAAAGAUACAACACAAAUUACUUUUAAGCUAUCGUGUGCUGAAAAACAUUAUUUAAUGGGUAGAACUGCGCUAAAAAUUAGAGAAGAAUGUGAUUUUCAUAAGUGAAUGACGAUAUGUGAAAUAUUACAGGCGUAAUAAAUCUUUGGCUUUCGAAUGAUGAGCGAAUAAAUCUUCAUGUGUCGAACAGGGCACAAGUGUUAAAGAGGUCACAUUUAUGUGCUAGUGCAAUGCGUACUUCAGAUAAAAUUCAUGGGAAUUUAUAUAUUUAUUUUAAUCACAUAUGAGAAAGCGUCCUUACUUGUGAUAAAAAAGAUGAAUGUAAAGUACUCUUACUACAACUUAGCUAAACUCUUGUAAAGUGUUAACUUCAACAACAAAAGCAACAAGCGCGGAUACUUAACAUAGUAAAAAAAAAAACAAUAACUCCAAUAAAGUAUACAGAAUGUUUGGAAAUGUGUAAAGAGAAAAUAGGUGUAAUUAUUAAAUUUAGGCUUUUAUUAUGUUGCUAAACUAAACACGUUAACUGUUUUAGAUCAGUGCAACGAACCUGAAAAAUAGGUUUUGCUAUAAAUAAAGAGUUGGGAAUUCGGAAGUUGAAAAUGCUGUGUUAUAAUUUAUAAUAAUUUAAAGUUGCAAAAUUUACAAACAACAAACAGCAAUGCGUAGAUUUUAUUAUUGUAAUUACCAAGAAAUACAAAAAAUUACCUUCCUACAAAAUUUAUAUUUCGAGGAUUUUAAAAUGAACAAAAUCAAUUUCCCGAGAGUCACGAGGCAGAUUUGCUUACAACUAUCAACGAUGGCGCUUCUACUCAUCCUAAUAACAAAUUUAGCGGCUUGGACGCAGGCCGCAGUUUUAACAGAUGGACAUAGAAUUGAUUGUGAGCAUUUUGAUGAAAAGAAUUGCACCAUUGAGGGUGAUUGCGCGAUCAAAACGGAACAUUGCAAAGCGGAGUCGGAUAAAACAUCUAGCUGUUAUGUACUAUGGACCAUGGAUAACGCUACAGGUGAAACCAAAAUUAAAAUGAAGGGUUGCUUUACGGAUAUGCAUGAAUGUAAUCAAACGGAGUGUGUAACUAGUGUGGAACCCCGAUCAAAUAAGUUAUAUUUUUGCUGUUGCAAGGGUUCUAUGUGUAAUUCAGCUCACAAAUGGAUUCCUACGACCACCGAGGCUACAACUCAAGUGCCAAAAGAAAAGACAACCGAUAAUACAAAUAUGAUUUAUGUAGUAGUCUGUGCAGUUGUGUUCGUCUUUUUGGCGCUUUUAUUAACGCCAUUCGCCUUUUGCUACUAUCGCAAGAGAAAACCAACCAAUUUUAACGAAAUACCAACGAAUGAAACGGAAGCUACAAAUGCCACGCCACUGCUCAAUAAUCGACCCAUACAUUUGUUGGAACUGAAGGCCAGUGGACGAUUUGGUGAUGUUUGGCAAGGCAAAUUGCAUAGUCAAGAUGUGGCCGUGAAGAUAUUUCGUAUGCAAGAGAAGGAAUCUUGGAAUACUGAAGUGGAAAUUUAUAAGCUGCCACGUAUGCGUCAUCCAAAUAUAUUGGAGUUCCUCGGUUGCGAGAAGCACACAGAAAAAAUUCAACUGGAAUAUUGGCUUAUCUCCGUCUAUCAUCCGAAUGGUUCCCUCUGUAAUUAUUUGAAAUCGCAUACGUUGUCUUGGUUAGAGCUGUGUAAAAUAGCUGAGUCAAUGUCACAAGGUUUAAUGCACUUACACGAGGAGAUACCGGCCAGCAAAACGGAUGGUUUGAAGCCGUCAAUAGCACAUCGUGAUUUCAAAUCGACAAACGUGCUUUUGAAGGGCGACUUGACGGCUUGUAUAGCUGACUUCGGUCUAGCAAUGGUCUUUCAACCGGGAAAAUCAUGUGGCGAAACGCAUGGUCAAGUUGGUACACGUCGCUAUAUGGCACCGGAGGUGCUUGAGGGCGCUAUCAAUUUCAAUCGCGAUGCAUUUUUGCGUAUCGAUGUAUACGCGUGUGGCUUGGUGUUGUGGGAGAUGGUGUCGCGUUGCACUGCUGUGGGACCUGUAGGCGAUUAUAUGUUGCCAUUUGAAGCGGAGCUUGGACUCCGUCCUACCGUUGAUGAGAUACAAGAUACUGUAGUCGCUAAAAAAUUAAGACCGCGCAUACUGAAUACCUGGCGUACACAUGCAGGCCUCAGCGUCUUCUGUGACACCAUGGAGGAGUGCUGGGAUCACGAUGCUGAAGCGCGUCUCUCCUCAUCCUGUGUCAUGGAGCGUUUCGCGCAAUUAUGCAAAUAUACGGCAACACCAUUGCUUAUCGAAAAUAAUACGAAUUGCGAAGAGGAGCGUUUAACAUCCAAUUGCUUAUAGGAAAGGUAUUAAAUCACUUCGAUCGAUCAUGACUGAAGUGAUUGCCUGCCAGAGCAUGAGAACAAGUGUAAAAGUUUGCUAAAAAUUUACCAUUACAUACAUCUAUAACAUUAAGUCCAUAACAAAACAAUUAAAUUCGUAAGUUCAUUCUAUAUGAUAUGCAUAGAUACAUGCUUUCGAAUGUAUACAUCAUAUCCACAACUCGUUUAAAUUAAAUUAAUACAUUUUAAAGUGUAUAUUGAAAUAGUUUUACGAACAGCAAAUAGUCGGUAAAGUAGUAGCAUAACAAAUUUAGCUUACAGCUUAAAGUUGAUAGUUUAUAAGCGAUAGCAGUAAGUUAUAUACACGUAUGUAAAUAUAAUGCAAACAUACCCACAUACACAGACAAAACACACAUAAUGAACCUUAAAGAAAAGUAAGGAAAAUAGCAAAAAAUGAUUUUUAUGUUAAAAGUGCAAAAGAAAUAUAAUACAUAAACACAUAAACACACACAUGCACACACCCAUACACACAUACAUACAUACAUGAACACCCUCACCUACAUACAUAUACGUGAUUAGAAAUUAUACGACUGACAAAACUGCUAAGAAAACAAAAAUGAAUUAAAUGAAUUAUUAAUGUUACUGCUCUACCUUUAUCUACAAUGAUAUUAGUUAAUUGUAUACAGUGAACGCUGAUUUUAUCGCUAUACAUGCAUAUUUAUAGCCAAACAAAUGUGUAACUAUAAAUAUUAUAUAUGUAAGUUUGACAAUAUUAAUUUGCUGAGUUUGUAUUAGAUAUGAUUUCUGUGCCUUUUUCUGUUAUCUAAUUAUAUAAUUCUACUCCAAUCAUCUAUUUUUGUACUUUGUACUGCCAUUUGUGAUGUUUUUUCUUACAUAACAUACAUAUAAACAAACUUAUAUAGCAUAUUUACGACAAAA